Grammomys surdaster is the source of this 1397-nucleotide messenger RNA. It is a transcript of the gene Maip1, whose product is annotated as matrix AAA peptidase interacting protein 1. Lineage: Eukaryota; Metazoa; Chordata; Mammalia; Rodentia; Muridae. Bases 329 to 1204 code for a protein of 291 amino acids. Gene Ontology annotation, molecular function: ribosome binding. Gene Ontology annotation, biological process: protein insertion into mitochondrial inner membrane from matrix; inner mitochondrial membrane organization. The record is from RefSeq and is a predicted model, not a curated record. The transcript is spliced from 5 exons. Gene Ontology annotation, cellular component: mitochondrial inner membrane.
CGCUGCUCAGCCAUUGUGGCUCGGACUAGUUUUCACAGGCCUGGGAAUUUGGACGAGUUCGUCCACGUGUGAUUUCCCCCGGAAAUCAUCACCCCGGAAGAAAAGGUCCGCGAAGGUGACUAACUCCAGAAGAAAGCUGUUCGAAGCGUGCGGCUGAGAGCCCUAGGGCCUCGGCCUGGGCAGUGCUUACACAGCUGAGAUGGGAGGACUCACCAAAGGUGGCAGCAGCUAGGCGGACUUCGUUCCACUUCUCCAACACUGGCGAGCUGGUUUCCCUCCGGCCAGCUUUCGGUACUGCACAGGCAUGCAGAGGUGAAAGGUUACAAACAUGGCGCUGGCCGCCCGUCUCCUACCUCUGCCUCUGCUUUCUCGGCCGAUGCCAGGCCGAGCCACUCGACUCCGGACUCUCGGUACCACCGAGGUGAGGCUGACGCUGACUGAAUUUUGCUGCCUGUGCCGCCGUCGCCUGGGCUCAAGCGCGGCUCCGAUCCCUCGCAGCACUUGGCCCUGGGCAAGACCAGCGUUGCGUCCCUGGGGCCCCCGAAGGCCCCUUCUCGGCCUGGCGGAACAUCCUUCAGCCCUUGCUUCUUUACCCGCUAGUCCCAGCCGCAGCUACAGCACCGAGGAGCAGCCGCAGCAACGUCAGAGAACCAGAAUGAUCAUUCUGGGAUUUUCCAAUCCUAUCAACUGGGUCCGGACUCGAAUUUACGCCUUCCUUAUCUGGGCCUAUUUCGACAAAGAGUUCAGCAUCGCUGAGUUCUCUGAAGGGGCGAAGCAGGCUUUUGCUUAUGUAUCCAAGUUGCUGUCACAGUGUAAAUUUGAUCUAUUGGAAGAACUUGUAGCCAAAGAGGUGCUGCAGGUGUUAAGAGAAAAGGUUGCUUCGUUGUCUGACAACCAUAAGAGUGCGCUUGCUGCAGACGUAGAUGAUAUUGUCUACACGUCAACAGGCGACAUCUCCAUCUACUAUGAUGAGAAAGGAAGGAAGUUCGUUAACAUCCUGAUGUGCUUUUGGUAUCUGACUAGUGCCAACAUCCCCAGUGAGUCCUUAAGUGGAGCCAACGUGUUCCAGGUGAAGCUGGGGGAUCAGAGUGUGGAAACUAAGCAGCUGCUCAGUGCGAGUUAUGAAUUUCAGAGGGAAUUUACACAAGGAGUAAAGCCUGACUGGACUAUUGCACGGAUUGAACACUCAAAGCUACUAGAAUAAUCUUUCUUGGAAAAAAAAUCAGGGCGUGAACUCUUAAAUAAUUGCUGUGAAAAACUAAGGAAGACAAGUUCUGGAUGAUUUGACUUUAACUUAAUUAAGUCUGUGGAUUACUUAAUUAAGUCUGUGGAUUACUUUUGCAUUAUUUGCAAAUACUCAGUAUAUUGACCUAAUACAAUAAAGCAUUUUCCACAGA